This is a messenger RNA of Perkinsus marinus ATCC 50983, 1098 nucleotides long. RefSeq lists its product as hypothetical. The transcript is spliced from 10 exons. NCBI's taxonomy places the organism in Eukaryota, Perkinsozoa, Perkinsida, Perkinsidae. The record is from RefSeq and is a predicted model, not a curated record. Bases 1 to 1098 code for a protein of 365 amino acids.
AUGGGAGGGUUAGAACUGCAACGGAAGACUGAUGAGCUGGAUGCCCCAGGAUUCCCGACGGGUGGGUUCGUGAAUGCUUGUCCGUUCGAACUGGCUAUGGUUCAGCAUAAGAAGGUUGUACUCGAGCCGAAGGAGAUUGAGCAAUUCGCGCAAGAUAUGGAGGGACUACGCAACAAACUGAAGGAGUCGGAAAAUGACAAGUAUAAGGCUCGAGCCGAGUUGAGGGAAGCGAAAGAAAUGAAAUUGGCUGCUAUGAAUAAAGCCAGGAAAAUGAAGUCCGAAAUGGCUAAGGUCCAUGAGAAGAAUGAGGAGCUCUUCAAAUGUUGUAAAGCACUCUACCAGCAGUUGGGCGAGCUGAACACGCCCUUCGCACUGGAAGCCGAUACUGAGAGAUCCACUAUGCGGAGGGUCGCUCUGUCGCCUAACACUGAGAGGACGUAUACUAUCACAGAUGCUUGCCGUCCUGAGCCCACUGCGAGGAGUGUUGCGAGGGCUGGGAGGGGCUCUGAAGCUUCUACUAGUUGCCCGCCGACCUCAAGGGAAAUGCUAUUGGAAUCUCAGCUGAAACGAGUGACGCAGAAGCUAGAGGAGAUGAAGAGGACAGCACUUAUUGUGUUGCGAUCGAGGUCCUUAAUUGAAGAAUAUUUGCAUGAGGGGGGUAAGAGGACUAGUAGAGGCCGACGUCACGAAGUACAACGAAGUAUUGUUCCCAGUCCAGGAUCGCAUGAAGAAGAGGCUACUGAGCAUGGCACAGAGACCUUCCUCACAGGAGGUGUGGAGCAAGGGUAUAGUGAUGACGAAAAGAACGAGGAUGAAAGGCUCAAUGAGCGUCCACGAGAGGUGCCAGCCUUGUCGCUAGAGGGAAUCAACAGAUCAGCAUUAUACGAUGUGGAUGAGCUGGCGAAGGCGCUUGAUAAGGCUAGACUGGGAGAGGGGGUUGUUGAUAUUGAUAUCGGUCAACUUACUUGGGAUGCCAAAGAACAUAUCCUACGGAUGCUAUUCCAACGGAUCAACAACGACCCCAUGGCUUCUAUAAAUAAGCAGGGUCGCGCGAGGCUGCGAGCUCAGUUGGUGUCAGUGGGCAUACCUCCUACUUGA